Molecule: messenger RNA, 2673 nt
Organism: Corvus hawaiiensis (hawaiian crow)
Lineage: Eukaryota; Metazoa; Chordata; Aves; Passeriformes; Corvidae
Product: mesothelin-like protein
Exons: 17
Coding region: 64-2673 (869 amino acids)
Biological process (GO): cell-matrix adhesion
Cellular component (GO): cell surface
Source: RefSeq, a predicted model, not a curated record
AUUCCAAGUGUGGGAUACGGCUCUCCAGACCCGCUCCAAGGACAAAGCCCCGGCACCAGCACCAUGGUGUGGGCAGCCCCAGCCCUGGCACCUGCCACUCUCGGCCUCCGUGUCUCCUCAGACCUGGUGAAAGCCGCAGCGGCUGCCCUGAUCAUUGGAGCCGUCCUGGCCAACGCUGAGCAUCCCCACUUCCCAUCCUCGCUCCCGGUGGAAUUCCCGUGCACCCCGACCAGAGACGCGCCCGCUGCCGACAUCCUCGCGUUCGCCCGGGGAUUGCAAAGCGAACCAGGGGAGCUGAGCAGCGCCCAGCUCUCCUGCCUGGCCCGGCUCCUCGCUGCCAAGAAACUGACGGCCGAUUUCGGCAGCUUCCCACCGGACCUGCUGCUCUUCUUCCACCCGUCCGAGGUGCGCGCUGGCACCUGCAGGGAAUUUUACGCGCGAGCAUCCCGCGGGAACCUGGAUCUGCUGCCCCGGGGCUCAUCCCGGAGGAGGCGGCUGCUCCGCGGGGCACUGACCUGCCUGGGAGUGCGGGGCAGCCGCCUGGAGCCGCAGCAGCUCGGCAGCCUCGGGGCGCUGGUGUGUGACCUGGAGCCGGCCACCAUCCCGGCCUCGGGUCCCGCCAUCCUGGACAACCUGAAGCUCUGCCCGGCGCUGACAGGGGCAAAGCAGGACGCCCUCAAUGCCCUGCUCCUCACGGGGGACACAGCGUACGGGGAUCCUUCAAGCUGGAAUUUACGGACUCUGCAAGAUUUGGGGCCGCUCGUGCUGGCGUUGAACCAGACCACGCUGAGUUUGGUGGCCGAGGCAGCGCGGGAGGAUUUCAGGAGGAGCAUCGUGGCCGCCUACAGCAGCCAGGGACAUUCCCAGCGGGAGAAAUCCCUGAUCCUCCUCAGGGCCUUUGCAGCAGCAUCAGCUGCCUCGCACCCCAGGCUGAAGCGGAGUGUGGACGUGGACUCCUGCCUGUCUGAGCCCAUCACUGUUGACUGCAUCCCCUUCCUCACCCCUGAGGAGCUCAACCUGCACCUGAGUGGUGAUUUCUUAAUAAAAAACCUGGAGGCUGUGCUGGAACUGCCACUCAUCACAGAGUCUUUCAAGAUCCUGAAAAAAAAGGUGGACCAGUUUUUCCCGUCGGGGAUCCCGGAGGAGCAGCUGAAGCGCCUGGGGCUUCUGUCCCGCCUGUACACGGAGCAGGAGAUCAGCCAGUGGACACUGAGAUGCAGUGACACCCUCGCAGCCCUGCUCAACCCCUCGGAAGGAUGGUGGACGGAUUCCCAGCUGCAGCAGCUGCUCAGCAGGUUCCUGGCCCUGGGGGGCUCCCUGACCGGGCCCCUGCUCCAGCAAAUCGGAGGUGAACACCUGUGCAAGCUGCAGGAGGAACAGAUCCAGCAGAUCCCCGCUGAAGCCAUCCGGACCGCUGGGUCGUUAAACAUUUCUCUGUGCUCUCAAACCAAGAAGGAGCAGUUCUACAGAAAGGCCCGGGAGGCCUUUGCUGGCCUGGCCAGCACCCCCACGCCCUACUACUGCAAGAUUCAGCCAUACCUGGGUGGAGCUCCAGCAGAAGAUCUGAAGAACUUGGCUAAUGCUGGUGUGGCCAUAAACAUGGAACUGGCCACCUUCCUCACCCUAAAUCCCAAGGAACUGCAGAAACUCAGCGUCACCGACGUGAAAAAUUUGCUCGGGAAAAAUCUCCCUGAGCUGAAGGAAGCUGAGAACAAACCCUUGGUGGUGAGCUGGGUGAAGACACAAUCCCAGCGGGAGCUGGACUGCGUGCUGGGCAUCGGCCUGCAGGGAGGGCUGCAGGAGCCCACGGGAACUGCCAGCCCUGCUUGCCCCACCACCCCGGCCAGCAUCACCUCCACGGCCACUGUCGCCACCUCUCCUCACCCCAGCACCUCAGCCAGUGUCACUGUCCCCACCCCCACUGCCAUCACCAGCCACUCGGCCCCUCAGCCAAGCACAGUCCCCCCCAGGACCCCCACCCCGAGCACUCUGAGCCCACCCCCCCCAGACACCCCCACAUACACUGGGGGUCCCACUGUCCCCACUGCCACCCCCACUGCCCGUCCCGCUCUGACCACCAGGGCCCCCUGCUCCACCCACCAGGGUCCCACCCCAGACAGAGCCACUGCCCCUGCUGUCACCCUCCUCACCACUCUCCUGGCCCCCAGCAGCCCCAGCGCCGCCCCAGUCCCUGCUGUCACCUCCAGGGCCACCACCAGCGCUGGUGUUGGCAUUAACCCGGCUGGCACCACCCACAGCACCAUCACCCCUGUCCCCAACCCCUCCUCUGCUCCCACUGCCACCCACAGCACUGUCACCCCUGUCCCCAACCCCUCCUCUGCUCCCACUGCCACCACAGCCCCACACACGAGCCCCUCUCCCCACAAGCCCACCCCCAUUCCCAGUUCCACCACCUCCACCCAAACAAGCCUCAGCUCCUCCACGGCCAAGCCCACCACCCCGCCAUGCCAGACCAGCUCCCCUCCGGAAUUUCCCAGCCCUUCUUCCACCACCAAACCAACACCUGGAGGUGUUCCGGAGUCACCACAACCAACAUCCAAUGGACACAUCAACCUGCAGCCUGAGCCUGGAUCAGGAUCCAGGCUCUCCUCCUGCCUUGUGCCUGUGCUGGCAGCCACCAUUGGGAACAUUCUGCUGCAGGGACUGCUCUGA